AUUGUACAUAUUGGCUAUAACUUAAGUCAUAGAUGAUAUAAUAAUGACUUAUCAACAGCUGGUUAUACUAUUAUACUUGUUCUUACCGGCGAGGAACGAAAGGAAGACCGGAGAGAGGGAUCACACGCGUACCUACCUAGACCAAUCUACGAUCUACACUUCCUUUGUUUAUGCCUAGGCCGGCUAGUCCAACGGGCGAGACACCGUAUCUCUCUGCCGGAUCUUCUCCCCCCCUUGUGCCCGAAGCCAAAGCCCGGGACGCGACAGGACGGCACAGGCGUUAUUCUGAAAUUUCGGACCAAAAUACUCGGCGAGCCUGUGGCUCCAGCGAGCCACAGCCGACCCCGCCAUGGCCGGCUCCACCGCGGUGCUGGCCGCUAUCCUGCUCGUCGACCUCGUCGCCUUCGGGCUCGCCAUCGGCGCCGAGCAGAGCCGCCCCUCGGCGAGCCUGGAGACGGACGCGAGGAAGGAGUGGACCUACUGCGUGUACCGCCCGGACGCGGCCACCGGGAUGGCCGGCGCCGCGCUCGCCCUGCUGCUCGUCGGCCAGGCGGUGGCCGCCGCCGCCAGCCGCUGCUUCUGCUGCGGCGCCGCGCUCCGCCCCGGCGGCGCCCGCGGCUGCGCCCUCAUGCUCUUCCUCUCCUCCUGGUUUGUGCCCAAAUCGAUCCCCUCCCCCACUUCUCUCCUCUCCUUCCUUCCCUGCUCGAAGCCCCUCCUUGACCUCCACGUGAGACUGACGUACGGGCCCCGUGAGUCAGGUCCUUCCUCUUUUAUUUUUGUUACCUACUACCCCCUGUCGAGGCCGGCCACCGGAAGCGAAAAGUCAGACAGUCGUGCGCAGGAAAGCGUGUCGGAUCAACGAUGGCUACACGAAACUUCCCACCACCUUGUUGUUGCGGAAACUUCCCCAUUGAUUAGACAUGGCCACACGAAAUUCUCAUGGGACUAAUGUGAUUCAUGCGGAUGUUCUAACUAAUCUAGUACUCCAGGCACGUAGAACAGUCUUUGGGCCUUCUCAAGAAAGAGGGACGUUUCCUUUGGCGCAUUGUAGAAGCAGUUUGGAGUAUCUGCGUGGUGCUCUUCAAGAAGAACUUGUGUGUACACAGUGUUUUUCACGUGUACAUCAUGCUUGAUAGAGUAUUUGUUUUCGAAAAAAAAAUGCUUGAUAUUUGUCGAAGUUGCUACUCAGAUCAGGUGGUUGUUUUGGUGGAAGACCGUUUCAGCUACACCUACAUUUUUUAUGUACUUUUACUGAGACCAUGAGACACUAGAUCACCAAUAAGCUUUCUAUGUGACCUAUGUUAUAUCAAAUCAUUUUUUCAUCAGCUUUUAGGGUUCACUUACUGCUUUGAAAAAAUAUUUGGAAAGCUCAGAGA
Hordeum vulgare subsp. vulgare (domesticated barley) is the source of this 1376-nucleotide messenger RNA. RefSeq lists its product as uncharacterized. The record is from RefSeq and is a predicted model, not a curated record. Bases 350 to 949 code for a protein of 199 amino acids. Lineage: Eukaryota; Viridiplantae; Streptophyta; Magnoliopsida; Poales; Poaceae. The transcript is spliced from 2 exons.